This is a messenger RNA of Pogoniulus pusillus (Red-fronted tinkerbird), 1057 nucleotides long. RefSeq names its product myosin light chain 1 (gene MYL1). Gene Ontology annotation, molecular function: calcium ion binding. The coding region runs from base 142 to 714 and encodes 190 amino acids. The transcript is spliced from 7 exons. Gene Ontology annotation, cellular component: myosin II complex; contractile muscle fiber. The record is from RefSeq and is a predicted model, not a curated record. Lineage: Eukaryota; Metazoa; Chordata; Aves; Piciformes; Lybiidae.
UUCUGACCACUGCUCCUCUUGCAGGAAUCACUACUAAGGGUUUUGGGUUUGGUUUUGUUUUUUUAAGGUUUAUCUGGUUUGUUUUUAUUUUGGGGGCAAGGGGUUGAGACACCUUCACUUUUCAAGUUUAAGAAACAUAAAAUGGCACCAAAGAAGGACGUAAAGAAACCAGCAGCAGCAGCAGCACCUGCACCAGCACCUGCACCUGCACCUGCGCCAGCAAAGCCCAAAGAGCCUGCAAUCGACCUCAAGAGCAUCAAGAUCGAGUUCUCCAAGGAGCAGCAGGAUGACUUCAAGGAGGCCUUCCUCCUCUUUGACAGGACUGGUGAUGCCAAGAUCACCUUGAGCCAGGUCGGUGAUAUCAUCCGGGCUCUGGGGCAGAACCCUACAAAUGCUGAGGUCAACAAGAUCCUGGGCAACCCCAGCAAAGAGGAGAUGAAUGCCAAGAAAAUUACUUUUGAAGAGUUCCUGCCCAUGUUGCAAGCAGCUGCUAACAACAAGGAGCAGGGCACCUAUGAGGACUUUGUUGAAGGUCUGCGUGUCUUUGACAAGGAAGGCAAUGGCACAGUCAUGGGAGCUGAGCUCCGUCACGUACUGGCUACUCUGGGUGAGAAGAUGACAGAAGAGGAAGUAGAUGAACUCAUGAAAGGUCAGGAAGACUCCAAUGGCUGCAUCAACUAUGAAGCAUUUGUAAAGCACAUCUUGUCUGUCUAAGUGGUCUUCCCCAGACACCAGAAUAGCUCAAAUUCAGAAAGACCAGAUGACACUUGAGAGUCUUGCUCAGCCUGUCAUCAGCAACAUGGAAGCUGCACAGAACUGGAUGAUAAGCCUCCAACCCCACCACUAUUUUAAUUUACCAGUGCAUCCAUAGGGAUCACAUCUGUGUCAUUAUACCUUCAGAUAAAACGCCUGAACUUCCACCAAGGCAAGCUAAAAAGAUUAAACCACUACCAUCCAGGAUCCAUCCAUUGAUCCCAAGCAUCUCCUUCCAUGUUGCUUGCCUUGAAACAAUGUCAUCUCUUGGAAAAUAAGCAUCAAUAAAUCUUUGUGGUCUUUU